AUGGCUUGCUAUCCCGCUUGGAUUCGCCUUCUCCAGUGCCUGAGAAGAUACCACGAUGAUAGUCGUGUCACUCAUUUAUACAAUACGGCCAAGUAUUCGACGAGUUUUCUCAAGUACGGAAUGGCGUUUUAUUAUGCGCAGAAACCUUCUGUAUAUAAUUUUUACCUCUUAUGCGGUGGAUACUUCUGUUCAAGUGUGUUUACCCUCUAUUGGGACUUGAUUCACGAUUGGGAACAUGUUGAAAAAGAAAUAUUAUUAAAAUAUAACUGCUGA
Molecule: messenger RNA, 273 nt
Organism: Oikopleura dioica
Lineage: Eukaryota; Metazoa; Chordata; Appendicularia; Copelata; Oikopleuridae
Source: the annotation of a GenBank genome assembly